Tetranychus urticae (two-spotted spider mite) is the source of this 7079-nucleotide messenger RNA. It is a transcript of the gene RhoGAPp190, whose product is annotated as Rho GTPase-activating protein 190. Gene Ontology annotation, cellular component: cytosol. The record is from RefSeq and is a predicted model, not a curated record. NCBI's taxonomy places the organism in Eukaryota, Metazoa, Arthropoda, Arachnida, Trombidiformes, Tetranychidae. Gene Ontology annotation, biological process: regulation of axonogenesis; regulation of cell size; Rho protein signal transduction. Gene Ontology annotation, molecular function: GTPase activator activity.
GUUGACUUUUCUUUGCUGUCCGUGCUUAACAGUCAAACCAUUUUAUUUGGAUUCUUUUUUUAUAAUUUACUCCCUUGUCAACUAAAUUGUUAAUAUGUGAACGGGCAUUUAAUAGUUUUAUUAUCUAAAUUUCAUUGUGUUCAUCGAUGUUUAAUAGAAAAUAGAUUGAAAAUCCAUCGUAUUACUUACGCUAAAAAAUUUUACUCACCUUACUACCAGCUGUUCUUAUUCGUUUUACUUUAAUUCUAACCUGCUCCAAUUGAUAGUUUUGUUUGACAUGAUUAAAACUUGAUUAAAAAGAUUCACAAUUCAUCAGAAAAACAGAGAAGUUUCAAAUAUCUAUAUCCUUGUCACCUCAUCUUGAGUUAUGCUGUGUUCAACAUGUUGAUGUGUUAUUGAUAUGGUCUUUCCUGUCCCUCGUCAUUUAUAGCUUUACAUUUUCUUUUGAUUGCACACAGUAUUAUUUAAAUGUGCUGUGAAAAUAUCAUCCAUAAUAUUACUAAAACUCAAGCAUAAUCUGUAUUUUAUCCAUCUUGAAUCAUCUAUCCUGUUAUUUACAUCAUAUAUUCUUUUGGAAAUUUGAUUUACAUCAUCAUCACAACUGGCUACUUACGAUAGCUCAACAACAAAGCCAUCUUCUUCAUCAUGGACUCUGAAGAAGAUGGCAAAAAAGGUGGAAAACCACCAGCAUUUGUCCCCCAAAACGUUUAAUGUCGCAGUUGUUGGUCUUUCAGGAUCUGAAAAAGAGAAAGGAUGUAUGGGUGUUGGAAAAUCAUGUCUGUGCAAUCGUUUUGUCCGACCAUUUGCUGAUGACUAUCAUACAGAUCACAUAUCGGUUCUCAGUCAAACAGAUUUUAGUGGACGAGUCGUAAACAAUGACCACUGGCUUUAUUGGGGAGAAGUGACAAAACUGGUCGAUGAAGGAGCAGAAGUAACCUUCAGUGUGAUUGAGCAAACCGAAUUCAUUGAUGAUUCCUGCUUUCAACCUUUCAAGACUGGAAAAACUGAGCCAUAUUAUAAAAGAUGUGCAGCAACUCGAUUAUGCUCGGCUGAAAAAUUGAUGUACAUCUGUAAAAAUCAACUAGGAAUAGAAAAGGAAUACGAACAAAAAUAUCUUAAUGAUGGACGAUUUCUAGUUGACGCUUUUGUUUGUGUUUUUGAUGUUAGUGAGGUACAAGGAAGAAGUUUGGACAAAGCUAUCGAGUAUACUGGACUAAUAUUGAACAAUCUCAUCAAAACCAAGAAACCAGUUGUUUUGGUAACAACUAAACACGAUGAAGCAAAUGAAUUUUAUUUGAGAGAGGCUGAAAAGUUGGUCAAUAGGAAAGAAUUCCGAGGGAUCGUGCCUAUUGUUGAAACCUCGGCUCAUGAUAAUGUUAAUGUUGAUAAUGCAUUCAUUACUUGCCUCCAAUUAUUGGAUCGUAAUAGACGUGGUGGACUAAAGAUUGUGCCCUACUAUGACGCUCUUAGAGAACGUAAAGCAAUUCUUGAUAUUGCCCAUGAUGCUUAUCAAUCACUCAUUCGAAACCAAAUAACAGAUUAUAGAGCUUUAUGGAACCCAGCAUUUAAAAAAUUAUCUCAAUCUUCGGAAUUUCUUCAUUAUUGUGAUUUGUUCGGACAAGAAAAUGCUCAUAAAUCCUUUAAAAGGCAUGUUAAAAAACUCAAAGAUGAUUAUCUCUCAAGAAAAAUGCAAACCUACCUUCGUCUUCUUCCAGUGGUGCUUGGUGAAAUGUUACCUGAUAUUGAUAGUAUGGGAGAAAACUGUGAUUGGAACUCUGCUAAAAUUAAAUUACGAACUCAUCCAGACUUUGACCGUUAUUUUAUCAAUAAUCUUGAUCAACCUUGGCAUGAAUUGGAUGUUGAAAGUACAGAAUCAAGAAUACCCUUUGACCUGUUGAAUACUCAUGAAGCUGAAAUAUGUUUCAGAGAACAUAGAGCAUCUCUUGAAUCAGAAGAUCGACGAAAAGAAUUGAAACACCAGUUUUCACAAUUACUCGCUGAAACUGGUUAUGUUACUCCUGGUAAAUCAUUCAAUGAAGUACGAAUACUUUUCAUGGGUCGUGAGUGUUACGAAUCUCUCAGCGAACAAGAUCUCUACGAAAUAUACUCUGAACAUCAGCGCAGUUUAACAGAACGUGCCAAACUUGCCUUUCAAGAACUUCUUUUAGAAAAUUCCGAACUUUUUUAUCAUUUUGCUGCUAUCAGCCCUGGUAAUGCAAUUACACAAAACGACAUUUUCAAAAUAAACGAAGCAAUAAAAGAAGAUAUCAGAUACAAAGCUCUUGAUAGGUUAGAACAAGAGAGAACACUCAUGUUACUUCGUCAUCUUGGUUUCAUUCAUGGCCCUAUUCGGGAACAUUGUCCAACUUAUCCUGAUUGCAUGGAUGUAUUGAUAGAAAAAUUUGUUGCCACUCAACCAAGUCGACCCCCGCCGUUCCUCAGAUACUCUCAAUGGAUCCCAAACUCUGACAAUACUAAUCUUAAAAUUGUCAUCCUUGGAUCUGGUGGUUUAGCAGAAGACUUAUCAUCAGCCAUCAAGAAAAUAAACGAAUCUUUUGAAUAUGAGAAAAUCCGUUAUACAUUAGAUUUCAGAAUCAUUGAUGGGGAUGUUGAUCUGCCUGAAUACUCUUUCCAAGCCAAUGAUUUUGUGCCACAAGGAUUGUUCUGUGUCUACUCUAAUCAUCAGACGCUUGAAUAUAUACGCGAUUCAAUGGAGAAAACAUUACUCUCUAAUUUAGAAGCAGAUGAUCGGUUACCAUUCCAUGGUUUACCGAUGGUAAUCUUGUUUGCUGCAGACUCAAAUAUUAAUGAAAAAGAUAUCAUAUUUCUUCGUGAAGAGGGACAAAAUCGUGCCAAGAGCUUACAGUGUCCAUUUAUUGAUAUAACUCAUCUAAUGUCCAGUUCUUCGCAAUCCCUUGAAGAGGUUGAUGAUGAUGAGGAGACAAUGUUUGAUAAGAAUAGCGUAAGGAGUGCCUUGUCUGCUCUUAUUGAAAGUAUUCAACGUCGAGUUGGAUUAAUACAAAUUUACCAAUCAUUGCCUGAGCAAUCAAUGAUUACACCUGAUCUUCGUAUUCUCAUGUGUCUAUUUUGCGGAGAUCCCUAUUCAAUAGAGAAGGCUGUGAAUCCCUUUUUGAGUCAUAAUUUGUGUUUUGUUACUUCAAUUAACUCACUUAUUACUGAUGUUACCUUCAAUGAUGGUAACAAACUGGUUGAAUUUAUUCUCACCUCCUACCAUGGUGCUGGUGCUUAUCGUGAUGAACUUCUCCAUGGUUUCAUUUUAAUCUAUUCAACCCACAGAAAAUCAUCUUUAAAUACUUUAAGCGCUUUUUCCAACAACAUUCCAAAUACACCGACACAAAUUGUAGCCGUUAUCGAUAAUGAUAAUCCAACAUCAGCAUCACUUGCUGCCUCAUCAACACCCGCUGAAGUUUAUUAUUCCAAUACUGAUCUCUCAACUCAACUAAUUGAAGAAGGAAAUACUCUGGCUGAAAAAUUGGCUGUUCAUUUUAUUACAUUAACAUCUCCCUCUGCUGUACCCAAAGCAUCCGAUUUCAUACCCUUUUUUAUGGAAGCAUGGGACCGUAAACCACAAAUUGAAAAAGCUUUUGAGCUUGAUGAGACAGAUUUUUUCAUGGAACAACGAUCACCACCUCCACCUCCAAUACCACCUCCGAUACCAUCGCGUCAAGAGUCUUAUAAUAUACCUAAAGGAUCGCUUUCUACUUUGGCCAGUCUCACCACUUCAAAUAAUACUGCUACCAAUACGACAAAUACUUCAUCGACCAACAAUGAACCAUUAGAUUAUGGACAAGACUCGGAAGGUAUUUACGAACAACUACAAUCAGAUCGAAAAUCAAUUGAAAAUGAUAAUGCACCUAUAAACACUUACGGAGUUCGAGUGGCCAGUGAUGAUAGUGAAAUCUAUUCAACAGUUUUCAAUCAAGAUAAUGACCAUGAAUUGGUAAAACCAUCUCAGAUCAAGAAUAAAAAUUUACAAUCCGCUUCCCCACCACCUUCAUACAUAAGUAACUUCAGCUCAUCUCGAGCACCACUCUAUCAACAACAUCAACGGACAAUGUACCAUUCAGGAGCUAAUAUAUCCUCUAAUGAAGGUGCCAGUCCAUCAUCUUUAUUUGCCACAGGACGUCGACAAUCAGCUGGUCUACCCAAUGAACGAUCAACCUUCUUAAUGCAUCAAUAUCAUCUUAAAAAGUCCAAUAGUCUAAAAACUGGAAAUCUCCUUCAACCUAAUGAUAAUAGAUCCAGAUUACAUGAUGAGAUUGAAGUAUCCGAUGAGAUUACUGAUGAUGAUGAUGAUACUGUUUCAUCUGGACUCAGUGGUUAUGGAGCUUAUCCACCUCCACCCGAACCAGCCCCACCUGAUCUUCCUCCUCCAAAUAGAUUGAGGAAAGCUCCUUCACUCCCUGUUUCAGGUCACAUUUUAGGCCAAAAAAGUUUUGAUGAUGCAGGCUGGAUGGAAGCUUAUGAUCGUAGUCAACUUGGAGAUGAAUAUUUAGACAAUGAAGCAGCCUCACAGGGCUACUUAUAUGACCCUCUCAAAGGCCCUCCGCCUUUAAAGCCAAAGCCUCUCAAAUCUAAGCCUGGUAAAAUCAAUUUAAAACAAUUCGAUAAUAUUACGGAUGCCGUUGGUCGUAUGAAUUUAUCAUCUGUUUCUGAUAAACGAAUGUUGGUCAAAAAUCGUGGUCAAUCUGCACCUUCAGAAUCACUCGAUCUUUCACUGGAAUACUCUAAAGCCAAAGAUGUUUAUCAGGAUCGCCAUGUUUAUCCUUAUGGAGUUUUCCCAGGAUCCGAUGGAAAACCUCACAAAAUUCGUUCCCUUGCUAGACGAGCAAAAGACUCUUCUUUCGAAAAAGGCUCUGAUUCUGAUAGUGAUUGGAGUUCACUUGAACGUCUCCAGCGAGAUCCUUAUAAUCGUUCAAGUCGCAAAACCAGUUCUCAUAAAAAAAUGCGUAAAAAGCGAGGAAUACCCGUGGCACCUCCGCGAUUACCCUCUUUCGAGGGGCCAAAUAAUCUUCCAUCAGGUGGCCAACACAGCAACAGUACUACCAACAUUGCUGCAGCCAUACAAGGCACUGUUGCUACUCCUCCUCGGCUAUUAGGUCCCACCUCUCUUGAUGUUUAUGAUCCAGCUCGAGUUGCUAGUUUCAAUAGUCCACCGAUAACUGACAAUUCAGGUGAAGAUGAAAUGUCUCUUGAAUCUCAUUUAUUGAACAGUAGCCUUUUAAAGUCUUUUGGUAACGAUGAAAUUAGUUUGGAUAACAUUAUUAGUAACAAUCCACUUGUUGCGAGCACUUCAAACAUCAUUUCAACCAGAGAUGAUUAUGUUAGCGAAAUGGGCAGAAAUAAGAAUAAGCGAUCUUUCCAUUUAUCUCGUCGUCGUGCCAAACCUGUUCAAUCUCAUUCCAUUCCUGAAACUUAUACAGGUUCACCUCAAUCUCCACCAGAAAAUCUUAGUUACAAUCAAUCAUAUUCGUUUAUACGAUCAUCUGAUGCAAUUUUCACUUUUGGUGCUCAUCUACCAUACUCUUCGUCUUCAUCCAAAUUGAAAAUAGACCCAUUGGCUUGUCUCCAUGCUCAACCUGAAGAAGAUUUUGAUUUAUCCUCCAACGAUGCGGCCAUUAAACAACUUGGAAUGGUUUUAAAGAGUAAAUCAGCCUCCGUUGUGAAUGACAUUGAAAGGCUAAAUAAGGAAAGACGAGAAAAAGAAAAGAAAAAGUUAAGAGAAGAAGAAAAGAAUGAAAAGCGCCGUUUAAAGGAAGAAGAAAGACAACGUCGAAAUGCGGAGAAGAAGAAAAAGAAACAGGUCAAGUCCAAUUCGAGUAGUUCUGGGCCAGUUUUAGAGGAAUUUGCUCAAUCUGAAACAAAUGCAAUCCCUUUGUUUGUAGAAAAAUGUAUUUAUUUCAUCGAAGAGGAAGGCCUUGAUUCAGAAGGAAUUUAUCGAGUUCCUGGCAACAGAGCUCAUGUUGACUUAUUAUUUCAUAAAUUUGACGAAGAUCCCAAUGUGUCCAUCAAAGAACUGGAUAUUCCAGUUAAUGCCGUUGCCACUGCAUUGAAGGAUUUCUUUUCAAAACGUCUUCCCCAGUUGAUUCCAAGUUAUUUAAUGGAUGAACUUACCGAUGUUGUCUCUCGAAUACCUGAUAGAAAAGAAAGGCUUAUCGCCUUGCAAGAGCUUAUUCGUAAAUUACCUUUAGCGAACUUUGAGAUUCUCAAAUUUGUGUUUCGUCAUUUUGUCAAAGUGACUGAAAAUAGUCGAUUAAAUAGUAUGGAUAGUAAAAAUUUGGCAAUUUGUUGGUGGCCCACAUUAUUGCCCUUUGAAUUCAAUGAUAUGCUGAUGUUUGAAAGGAUGAGACCACAUUUGGAGGAAUCGGUGCAAACAAUGAUUGAUCAGUUUGAAUAUAUUUUCUGUAAUGAAGAGGAACGCGUUCUUAUUAUUUGAACCAUUUAAAGAGCGACACUAAAGCAUUUAUAAUAAUCUAAAUUCAAGAGACAAGAGAGAUUAAGGAAAAAAAAGGAAAAGAUGAAAAGUCAAAGGAAUCAAAGGAAUCACAAGGAACAAUUGAAUUUUUUUAUAAAAGAGCAUUUAAAGAUAGUCCUAAUUCAUUGAACUCCUUAGAAUACAUUUACUUGGAAAUGAAAUCCUCAAUGACGAUGAACAAAUUUUAGUUAGAUAAUUAUUUGAAUCUCAACCUUUUAUUGCAUUUCAUUUUUUUCUUUUCCUCUCUUUUCCUGUAAGCAUUUUUUUGGUAUGCAUUUAAUUUGGAACCUUAAAUUGCUUCAAAUCUUGAUAUUAACAGUUGCAUAAUUAAGAAAGAGGAGAGAAAUUUAACUCUCGUUAUUGAUCACUAGUCAUCAUUUAAUUAUGAUGUGGAAGAGUUAACUUGAUCUGAGUCUUUUACAUCAAACACCAAUUGGAAGCAAUCAAAAAAAAUCUAAAAUUAUAAAUAUAUAUUCACCAAAUUGUCAUUACCAAAAAAAUCAAAUUGAUCCCAAGGCCCUGAAUAAAUUUAAAACAAUUAUAAAGACAAUUUACUGAUAAUACAAAUAAGUUUAAACACACA